UCCGGCAGAGCGCAUCUUCCUCUGAUGCGGCGCCCAGGACUUCAGCAUCCACCAUAGAUACAAAGAUAGAGGCCACAGAGACAGCUGAGCAGCUGCAUCCUUCACAGGUGCAAAGUUGUAGCAAGGUUCUCAUCAUGGGGGAACUAUUCAGGAGCGAGGAGAUGACGCUGGCCCAGCUCUUCCUCCAGUCGGAGGCAGCCUACUGCUGCGUGAGUGAGCUGGGAGAACUGGGCAUGGUCCAGUUUAGAGACCUGAAUCCAGACGUAAAUGUGUUCCAGCGCAAGUUUGUGAAUGAAGUGAGGCGAUGUGAGGAGAUGGACAGGAAACUGAGGUUUGUGGAGAAGGAAAUCAAGAAAGCAAUUAUCCCAACUGUUGACACUGGGGAAAAUCCAGAAGUGCCUUUUCCCAGGGACAUGAUCGAUCUGGAGGCCACCUUUGAGAAGCUAGAGAACGAACUAAAGGAAAUCAACACCAAUCAGGAGGCCCUGAAGAAGAACUUCCUGGAGCUGACGGAGCUCAAACACAUCCUCCGACGCACACAGCAGUUCUUUGAUGAGAUGGAGGAUCCCAACCUGCUGGAGGAGUCCUCGGCCCUGAUGGAGGGCAGCGAGGGGGGCCGCGGGGCUCCACUCAGAUUGGGGUUUGUGGCCGGAGUCAUUGGCAGGGAAAGGAUCCCGACCUUUGAGAGGAUGCUGUGGAGAGUGUGUCGUGGGAACGUCUUCCUAAGGAAGGCAGAGAUUGAGGACCCUCUUGAGGACCCCGCCACGGGAGACCAAGUCCACAAAUCAGUGUUCAUCAUCUUCUUCCAAGGCGACCAGCUGAAGAACAGGGUGAAGAAGAUCUGUGAGGGGUUUCGUGCCUCGCUAUACCCAUGUCCAGAGACCCCACAAGAGAGGAAGGAGAUGCUGGCUGGAGUCAACAGCCGCAUUGACGACCUCCAGAUGGUGCUGAACCAAACGGAGGACCACCGUCAGCGGGUGCUGCAGGCUGCCUCCAAGACCAUGCGGGUGUGGUUCAUCAAGGUGAGGAAGAUGAAGGCCAUCUACCACACACUCAACCUGUGCAACAUCGACGUCACCCAGAAGUGUCUGAUCGCUGAGGUGUGGUGCCCCGUCUCUGACCUGGACUCCAUCCAGUUUGCUCUGCGCAGAGGCACAGAGAGAAGCGGCUCCACGGUGCCGUCCAUUCUCAACAGGAUGCAGACAAAACAAACCCCGCCCACAUUCAAUAAGACCAACAAGUUUACUUCAGGCUUCCAAAACAUUGUUGACGCGUACGGCAUUGGGAACUACCGGGAGAUCAAUCCAGCUCCAUACACCAUCAUUACUUUCCCCUUCCUGUUUGCGGUGAUGUUUGGUGACAUGGGCCACGGCGUGCUGAUGACCUGUAUUGCCCUCUACCUGGUCAUCCGGGAGAGUCGCCUCGUCGCGCAGAAGAGUGAUAACGAGAUGUUCAACAUGGUGUUCGCUGGCCGCUACAUCAUCCUGCUGAUGGGGCUCUUCUCCAUGUACACCGGAAUCAUUUACAACGACUGCUUCUCUAAGUCUCUCAACAUGUUUGGCUCUGGGUGGAGCGUCAGGCCCAUGUUUAGCCCCAAAGGAGCCAACUGGACAAUUGAGACGCUUGGUGGAAAUGGAGUUCUCCAGUUAGACCCAGCUGUUCCCGGUGUAUUCAACGGGCCUUAUCCACUCGGAAUUGACCCAAUCUGGAAUGUUGCCACCAACAAGCUGACUUUUCUCAACUCAUUUAAAAUGAAGAUGUCUGUGAUCCUGGGUGUCAUUCACAUGCUGUUUGGAGUGUCUCUCAGUCUCUUCAACCACCUGUACUUCAAGAAGCCACUGAACAUCUUCCUGGGCUUCAUCCCCGAGAUUGUCUUCAUGGCGAGCCUGUUUGGUUACCUUGCCCUGCUGGUCUUCUACAAGUGGACAGCCUAUGACGUCUUCACCUCAAAAGACGCACCCAGCCUACUCAUCCAUUUCAUCAACAUGUGUCUCUUCAACUACAGCGACCCCACCAGCAAGCCUCUCUACAGGGGACAGAUGGGGAUCCAGAUUUUGUUGGUGCUGAUUGCCCUUGCAUGUGUACCCUGUAUGCUGAUUGUGAAAACUAUGGUGCUUCGCCGUCAGCACCUGUGGAAAAUGCACCUGUCCAAGAAGAGGGAAGAAACCCCUGCAGAGAAUCUAGAGCAAUCUUUAGAGCAAACAGGCGUGUCCUCAUCAUGCACCGGACUCACCCAACAGGGCACACAGAAGUUCGGAGGGGUGCGGGUGGGCAACGGGCCCACAGAGGAUGAGGCUGGCAUCAUGGACCAUGACCACCUCUCCCAGAACUCAGAGGAAGGAGAAGAGCACACAGAGGAAGAGCCGUUUGACUUUGGUGACGUAGCUGUCCACCAAGCCAUCCACACCAUAGAGUAUUGUCUGGGAUGCAUCUCCAACACAGCCUCCUACCUGCGCCUCUGGGCCCUUAGCCUUGCUCAUGCACAGCUGUCGGAGGUCCUCUGGACCAUGGUGAUGCACCUGGGCCUGUCCUCCCGGAGUGGCGGUGGGUUCUUCGCGCUGUCAAUCAUCUUCUCUGCCUUUGCCACCCUCACCGUUGCCAUCCUACUCGUCAUGGAGGGGCUGUCCGCCUUCCUGCAUGCCCUGCGUCUGCACUGGGUGGAGUUCCAGAACAAGUUCUACACUGGCCAGGGCUUCAAGUUUCUUCCUUUCUCAUUUGAGAGCAUCCUGGAGGGUCGAUUCGACGAAUGAUCGGAGACCCUUUCCCUUCUCUCCUCUGUGUAUGUGUUUGUGAGUGUGCAUGAGCCCAAGUACAGCCUUCUGUCACCCUCUAGUGAUCCAUUUGUGAAAUUCUUAUUGUGUUUGAGCUAUAAUGUGGUCUUUAUAAAAAAUAUUCCAAUGCACAUGUGCCAAGCUGUACCCACACUGGAGCUCCUGUUGCUGUGGCACGAAACCAUCACUGUGCUAAGCACUCACCUCACCUCUGCUGUCAUAACAUCUCUGUCAGCUUUCCUUCAAAGACAGCCUUUACCAAAUACAUUUCAAUCCGGAGAGACUUGUUGAAAUUGGAACAAUGCUUUAUUAUAAACAGGCAUCAAUAUUUAUAGUGCAAUGUUGUUUGGGGCUUGAACUCUGCCGUAGGAUAGACCAUGGGCUGGGAUGCACUACCCUCCCCUAAUCAGCUGUCUGUUUACCCACAGGGAGAGAGGAGGCCACCAGGCCACAGCCUGUCCAGUCUUCCUGGCUGAAUUUUUGCCUAAGCUUAAUUUGGCAAGGCCUGUUUAGUGGUAGACCAAUCUAGUUUGAAUACAGAAGUAGAUAAACAGCUAUUACUACGGUGGCACCUCACCUAUUAACCCAGUUAUCCGGAAAAAACCUGCAUAAAGUUUCAUUUUAACAGUCGAUUGCCAAGGCAGUGCCAGUAGAUCUCUUGCCAUUGAAAAACAAAUCACUUAGUUUCUGACACAUCGGUCACCACGCAUGCACGGUCAACCGCUUGAGCUAACGGAAAAAUUGGCUUACUUGCUUAUUAACUAAGAGGGGUUGCUGGACCAAGUAAUAAAAGCACACACACACACCCCCACACAAAAACUGAUUUACCAUAUUAAUUCAUGUAGAUAGCUCUCCAAGAAAAGUAGUUUGCAGGCCUAAAAGGUGUGGGCACCCCUGGAGCAUGUGUACCACUAACAACACAAUGUUAUGGCUGAGCAAGCUGACCGUACCAAGAUGGCUAUAUCUAUGAUGUAGACAGCGUAACAUGGCAGUUCAAUGUAAUAGAAAUGUUACCUUGUGCAUAUGUACAGCUUGGAACAGAGGCAUUGGAAAAACCUUUGAAGAUUCAUUGUGCAAAUGGAAAUGACUGUAAAACCUGCUGUCGUCUUGCUCCUGUGUCAAGCCAUGUCCUCGGGUAGAAGCAUGAGCAAUCAGAGGGAAUGUAACUGAAAGGGAAGUUUCUGCUGCUACAACUUUGGCAUGUCCAUAUAUCAGUCACUACAAUUAAGCAGAGCCGUAAUAAACCGGAAUUAUCCUGUAAUAUACUGCAAGUGCAGCUUGUUGGUGCCCACUGUCUGUUGAUCUGUAACUUCCCUGUGCUCCCUCCGUGUGAAUUGAUGUUGUAAACCAGGUGGAGAACUGAAAUGAUGGAUUGAGCUUUAAAAUAACUGAGGUGAAUUGUUUGGAAAAUAUAUCUGAUUCAGAAAUGUGAAGAAAUAAUAUCGUUAGAGAAAGAAUCAACACAACUUGGUUCAUCCUUGGUGCUUAAUAAAUUAACUCUCCUAACAUGUAAUAGCUUGGAUAGGAUAUAGAAACAACCCUAACGUUUCCAUUGAUGAUUGUUUGUGCAGAGAACAUUGAUAUUAUACGGAUUAAAAUGUGGUACAUCUCA
Messenger RNA from Pungitius pungitius (ninespine stickleback), 4383 nucleotides. RefSeq names its product V-type proton ATPase 116 kDa subunit a 1-like. Gene Ontology annotation, biological process: proton transmembrane transport; vacuolar acidification. The coding region runs from base 135 to 2750 and encodes 871 amino acids. The transcript is spliced from 22 exons. Gene Ontology annotation, molecular function: proton-transporting ATPase activity, rotational mechanism; ATPase binding. The record is from RefSeq and is a predicted model, not a curated record. NCBI's taxonomy places the organism in Eukaryota, Metazoa, Chordata, Actinopteri, Perciformes, Gasterosteidae. Gene Ontology annotation, cellular component: plasma membrane; vacuolar proton-transporting V-type ATPase complex; vacuolar proton-transporting V-type ATPase, V0 domain.